Molecule: messenger RNA, 1873 nt
Organism: Eleginops maclovinus (Patagonian blennie)
Lineage: Eukaryota; Metazoa; Chordata; Actinopteri; Perciformes; Eleginopidae
Gene: mthfd2l
Product: methylenetetrahydrofolate dehydrogenase (NADP+ dependent) 2 like
Exons: 8
Coding region: 309-1118 (269 amino acids)
Biological process (GO): tetrahydrofolate interconversion
Cellular component (GO): mitochondrion
Molecular function (GO): methylenetetrahydrofolate dehydrogenase (NAD+) activity; methenyltetrahydrofolate cyclohydrolase activity; methylenetetrahydrofolate dehydrogenase (NADP+) activity
Source: RefSeq, a predicted model, not a curated record
GUAGAGAGAGCAGGCUUAACGGAUUUAAACUGAGGGAGCAAAUCCAGGUCUAAAUUACACCGAAUAUGUAACUAAAAGUGUCAGCCAUAGCCCACACAACACUGCUUCCCUGGUUGACGUUAACGUCAACCGCUCAACAUCAUGUGUGCUGCUGGAGGACAGUCAGCUGCAGUCAAUAGGAGUCACCCAUUAAGGACCGGUCAACGUUUCUGCAGCAUGCUGCUGUGGUGAUUUCGGGGACGGAGUUGGCUCGUCAGCUCCACCGAGAAAUCCAGCGUGAUGUGGAAGAACUGGUAGCUCAGGGCAACAUGAGACCCCACUUAGGAGUGGUGUUGGUGGGAGACGACCCCGCCAGUCGCACAUAUGUUAAGAACAAGACCCGGGCAGCCAGUAUCCUGGGUAUUUCCAGUGACACUGUGGUGCGGCCGAGCUCGGUGUCCCAGGAGGAGUUGCUGGAGUUGAUUGACAAGAUGAACCGGGACUGGAGGGUCAGCGGCCUGUUGGUGCAGCUGCCACUUCCCGAACACAUCAAUGAGCGAGCAGUUUGUAAUGCCAUCGCUCCAGAGAAGGAUGUGGAUGGCUUCCAUAUUGUUAAUAUUGGCAAGCUGUGUCUGGACCAGAGAUCCAUGGUGCCUGCAACACCUGCAGCCGUGUGGGAGAUUAUCAAAAGAUCAGGUAUUGAGACGGUGGGGAAGAAUGUGCUGGUUGCAGGUCGCUCCAAAAAUGUUGGAAUGCCUAUUGCAAUGCUGCUGCACACUGAUCGUAAGCAUGCACGCCCAGGGGGUGAUGCCACAGUUACCAUCACCCACAGAUGUACACCCAGGGAGCAGCUGAAGGAGCUCACCAGCCUGGCUGACAUCAUAAUUGCCGCUGCAGGUGUUCCCAGGCUGAUCACAGCAGACAUGGUGAAAGAAGGUGCAACCGUCAUUGACGUGGGCAUAAACCGCGUUCAGGACCCGAAAACGGGGAAACUCCGGCUCGUUGGUGAUGUGGACUUUGAGGGAGUGAAGGAGAAGGCAGCUUUCAUCACACCUGUUCCCGGAGGCGUGGGUCCUAUGACGGUCGCCAUGCUGAUGAAGAACACUGUGACCGCUGCCAGAAACGCGCUGAUGCAUUAAACACACUCAUUUGUUUUAUGGAAUGAUCUGUAGUACAAACAGUGUACGACUACACAUUCAUUGAUUCAUUUAGGUUUACACACACUCUACCAAACAUCAAACACACUUUUAUUUAAAUACGUAAGCUCAAGACUCCAUUCCUGCUGGGAAACUUACUUGAUAUGUACUUUGUUUAUAUUUUGGAUUUGUUCAGUUAUUUAGGUUAUUUAUUUCAGAGUUCACUUUUUAAGAUUUAAGAUUAAUAUUUUUUCUACUGAAGUUGUUUUGGUUCAUUUUUGAACAUUCCAGAUUCACUGGAAAAGGAAUAUUAAAUGAAAAACAAUGCAGUGCCAGUACUACAAUCUCUGUCUUCAUUUUCUUAUUCACAGAUGCCAUUGAUUGGCAUUUUGCCUUUAAUGUAGAGUGAACUCUUCAGAAAGAGAGAAGUUUGACAUGCAACAAAGAUCCUCAUCUGGAAUCAGGUAUUAAAUCCAAGAUCUAAUGAUUUCUACUUCGGUGAAGAUAGUGAUCAAAUCAGUAAAAGUAAAGUGAGGCCUCCUUUGAAAGGGUUUGUAUGGUGUAAUACUAUUUAGAAAUUUACAGCACUUUAUAUAUUUUGGUAUUAACACAUAGAAAUAACUUCUGGCUUUAAUCUACUGGUGUUUGUUUUCUUUCUGAGCUAUUUUAAACAUUACAAUAUAUUCCCUGCUAUUGUAAGGAAUGAUAUGUACCUGAUUAUGUAUGUCGUUUACCUUCAUCACGCGAAUUUCUCACGU